AUGGGCUUCUUUUCCUUCUUCUAUCCCUUCUCUCUCAUAUUAAUCCUCUUUCUUUAUUCUUCCCACUUCAUUUCUGCAAAUAAUAAUAAUAACCAUGUCGAUCUCAUAGCUCAAACCUGCAAGAAUCUCUCAAGAACUGAUCCAAAUGUAAGCUACAGAUUCUGCAGAACUUCUCUUCAAGCAGAUCCUCAUAGCCGCCGUGUACGAAAUCUUCGUGAUCUUGGCUUCAUCUCUCUGAGACUUCUCAGGCACAACGUUACAGAAACUAGGUUUCAUAUCAAGAACCUCUUGAAGACGACGAAGAAGAAGAAGAUAGACCCAUUUAUCAGAGAAGGCUUAGAUGAUUGCCUUGAGGUUUAUUCAGAUGCCAUCCCUACCCUCAGAGACGCCAUUAAAGAUUACAAGGCCAAGCUGUAUGCAGAUUGUAAUGUUAAAGUAAGUUCAGUCCUUGAUGCCUCCGCCACUUGCGAAGAUGGAUUCAAGGAAAAGGACAGUGUCGUUUCGCCAUUAACGAAGAGAAAUAGCAAUGCCUUUCGGUUGUCUGCUAUAGCACUAUUUAUUAUCAAUCUGCUUAAUAAAUAAACAUUUAGUUUCCAAGGUGUUGCUGGGUUUUCUCUCGGUUUGGAUUUUCUGGUUAUUGGGUUAAUAAUUAGAUUUCUUAUUUAUCAUAUAAUCAGAUGAUUUCA
Neltuma alba is the source of this 686-nucleotide messenger RNA. Its product is annotated as putative invertase inhibitor. Gene Ontology annotation, molecular function: enzyme inhibitor activity. NCBI's taxonomy places the organism in Eukaryota, Viridiplantae, Streptophyta, Magnoliopsida, Fabales, Fabaceae. The transcript has a single exon. The record is from RefSeq and is a predicted model, not a curated record. Bases 1 to 582 code for a protein of 193 amino acids.